AUGAAUGGCGAGAACACACUGAAAGCACGAAACUUGUGGGCGGAAGAAGAGGACAGAAUAUUGCGUAGCGAGGUUAUCAAGCAAGCAUCGAGACUGGGAAAGCCUAGAGACUGGCGAGCAAUUGCCGAGAAGUUGCCGGGGAGAAGUAACAAAGAUUGUAGGAAACGCUGGAUCAAGCUGGAUAGUAAGAUCAACAAGGGUCUUUGGAGUCAAGAGGAGAACAAGCGCCUUCAUGAGGCCGUUGCAAAGUAUUCUACUGUAUGGACCGAGGUUGCUCAGGCAGUCGGCACUCGUCAACCAGACCAAUGUGCCAAACGUUGGCAACACUUUUUGGACCCGGGCUUGGAUCGCAGUGAAUGGACGUCAGAGGAAGACAAUAUCUUGCUCGCAGAAGUUGAGAAGAAAGGUCGAAAUUGGAAACAGAUAGUUGAUGAAGUGCUACCUCGUAGGUCCGCCAAUGAUGCAAAAAACAGGUUCACAAUCUUACACCGCAUGAGACAAACUACGAACAAUUCAAACUCUGCCUCCCCACGGCCUACAAGCAGACCGACGACGGCUACUGCAGAGUCCUCACCUUCACCACAGCCCGACUUUAAUCCGCAGUUCUACGGCAUGACUCCUGAGUCCAUGGGUAGCUCUCAUGUAAACUCUAACCCUAAGAUACGUGGAGAGGCACAUGUCUCCGCGGAAUUAGGGCAUGACGAUUUCCAUCUUGGUAGUAAUAAUAUGUUUUUCCAAAGUGCCAACAGAGCUGGCAAGGAGCCUUCAAACACAGCCAGCCCUUCUUUCAUGAGACCGAGUGGUAGCACUUCUGAAAUACUAGGAGAGAUGGACACAGAGCCCACAGCAUCGUCACUAGAGUCCUGGGUAGAUUACGUGAUUGGUAACGGUUUACUGGCGGGAACCGACUGCUCUCCACCAGCACUCUGUGACGACGAUAGCAGAAUGGACACGACUCGGAGCGAAGAAGGCGAAAUGCAACUUGACCCUACUAUUACUACUACUACUACUUCCACCAACACUGAUCCGAGGCUUGCAGUCGACGAGUUGCAAUCAAGUCUUGGGUGGGAUUGGGAUCAAAUCCCAGAUACGGACUUGGAGCCGCAAGAUCGGGAAUCUAUCAAGAGCAGGACUAUGAUUCUUCAGCAGAUGCAACCUGAGCAAAUCUCACGUGUCAUGGAUUUGCUGCUCUCAUGGAACACACCAAUUGACGUAAAAAUCGUGAACCGGGAAUGA
Talaromyces marneffei is the source of this 1236-nucleotide messenger RNA. RefSeq lists its product as uncharacterized. The coding region runs from base 1 to 1236 and encodes 411 amino acids. The record is from RefSeq and is a predicted model, not a curated record. Lineage: Eukaryota; Fungi; Ascomycota; Eurotiomycetes; Eurotiales; Trichocomaceae. The transcript has 6 exons.